Messenger RNA from Pyricularia grisea, 486 nucleotides. RefSeq lists its product as uncharacterized. Bases 1 to 486 code for a protein of 161 amino acids. The record is from RefSeq and is a predicted model, not a curated record. Lineage: Eukaryota; Fungi; Ascomycota; Sordariomycetes; Magnaporthales; Pyriculariaceae. The transcript has 3 exons.
AUGGCGGAAAGGCAAGCAUCGAGUCGGCAACAACAGCCCCCCGGCGUGGCCCGAACACGACACGCCGUGCCUUCAACCAGCGUCCGGCGCAACCUCUUCCAGGGCCAGCUGACUCGCCGUCCGACGCUGCAGAACGGUACCAGCUCUUCGAGUUCUGGCGACAGUCGGCUGCAUCUGGAAGACGAUGCCCAGGGGUCUGAUAUCGUGGUCCGCGAUCAGAACGGCGAUGUCGAGCUAGACCUGCCCCCGACGCCUCCUAUCGACGACAUGGAUGAGGUUGUACUGGAUUCGAGGCAGCAGAAUGAAAAGGAGCGACAACGGCUAGCAGACGUUGUGAGGCAUCAUCAGAUCAAUCAGAAUAGUAUUCCGGUACAGCCAGAGGAAAUAUUGGAGGCUGUAAGAGCAAGCUUGAGAGCCAAGGUAGCUGCAUUGUCCGAGGAUAAUUGGAUGUUUGAAAACGAGGAUAUACUACCACGACGCCAAUGA